Molecule: messenger RNA, 275 nt
Organism: Prorocentrum cordatum
Lineage: Eukaryota; Dinophyceae; Prorocentrales; Prorocentraceae
Source: the annotation of a GenBank genome assembly
GAGACGAGUGGAGGAUCCCAGAGGUGGGGGACUUGUUCAACGAUGCCGACGACCGUGAGGAGGCGGACCAGCAGCAGCUCCAGAAGCUCGGGUCCGACAUAGAGGAGCUGGACAGGUUGGCCCGAGCUGCAGCCCAGCAGUUCCAUAAGUUCAGCGGGAUCAGCGAGAUAGAGAUGCAGGAAUUCAGGCCGCGCGCAGCAGGCGAGCAGUGUCCAGAGCACGUCGCAAAGCGGAAGGGGCACAUUGCGAAGCUCAAGCAGCAGGCGGACACCAAG